This is a messenger RNA of Plasmodium vinckei vinckei, 402 nucleotides long. Its product is annotated as DNA-directed RNA polymerase II 16 kDa subunit, putative. Gene Ontology annotation, molecular function: translation initiation factor binding; nucleotide binding. The coding region runs from base 1 to 402 and encodes 133 amino acids. Lineage: Eukaryota; Apicomplexa; Aconoidasida; Haemosporida; Plasmodiidae. The transcript is spliced from 3 exons. The record is from RefSeq and is a predicted model, not a curated record. Gene Ontology annotation, biological process: positive regulation of translational initiation; transcription initiation at RNA polymerase II promoter; nuclear-transcribed mRNA catabolic process, deadenylation-dependent decay. Gene Ontology annotation, cellular component: P-body; RNA polymerase II, core complex.
AUGGCAAAUAACAACUUACAUGGCGAUAUUCAAGAUCUAAACCUUGGCCCAGAAUUUCAAAACUGCAAAUGCUUAAACUUGUGUGAAUUACAACUAAUUUUGGGCGAUCAAUUAAGGCUGACUUCAAAAAGAAAUGAAGAUGCUCAAGCACUUAUAAGAUCUUCAUUUGAUUAUGCAAACAGAUUUGCAACAAUAAAAAAUAGAAGUUCAAUAGUUGAUAUUAGAACAAACUUAGAAAGAAUAGGAGAAUUAUAUGAAUAUGAAAUAGCUAUGUUAGUAAACCUAUUACCUAAGACAAUAUUAGAGGCACGAUAUUUUAUUCCAUCCUUAAUUAGGCUAAAUGAAGAAACAUUGAAUUCAAUAUUAGAGCAUCUCAUAAGUUACAAAAUGUAUGUAUCAUAA